Molecule: messenger RNA, 855 nt
Organism: Diuraphis noxia (Russian wheat aphid)
Lineage: Eukaryota; Metazoa; Arthropoda; Insecta; Hemiptera; Aphididae
Gene: Scgalpha
Product: sarcoglycan alpha
Cellular component (GO): sarcoglycan complex
Source: RefSeq, a predicted model, not a curated record
AAUCUAGGAGCAGACUCCAGGUUCGUGUUCACGCCGUCCUUACAAAACUACCCAGACUUGCUACAUUGGAUAUAUUACAAAUUCGACGACAAAAAUAGACACGGAUACUUGUAUGGAACACCGCCCACGGACUCGUUGGACCGAAAAAUCCUAUUGGACAUUAUUGGAUUAAACAAAAARACAUACCAGAUCGAGACACAAGUCAUCCAAUUAAACAUCCUUGAAAAAUCUGAAUAUGCCACGAAYGAAGUAAGAUUUAAGAUUAAUAACUUGAAUGUGGAAGACAUGUUUCACGAAGAACGCAUACCAUACUUGUUGGAUAUAUUCAGACAAAAUUUAUGGCUGGGCAGUAAAGAGAACCUGUACGUUACGUUUCUAGCAUCWGCUAGUGAUCUGGGACAACGAUUACCACUAGACCCAAACGAUACAGAGGGCGUUAUUGUCAAUUUGGGAAGCUCAUCGAAUUUUUCAACAAUGCUAUAUGAUCUUCAGAAAGAAAUUAGUCCGUUGCAAAAAAUGAAUAAAUGUCCCAAGGAUUUUAARAGAACGAGUGUUGAACGUUAUUUUCGAGCUAAUGGUUUCAAUUUGGACUGGUGCAGUUUCAAACUUGUAGAGUUGCCUAUCAUAAACAAGAAUCAGACUAUGAAUGUUCAAGACAAAUUACCUAGCACAAAACAAGCURAAGAAAACGUUUGGGAAUUAAUGGAAUCUCUACAAUACACUCAGUCCAUGCAUACAGAUGCUUCAAAAUUUAUUAUUACAUUAUUUAUUUUUGUAAUUUUUUUAAUUGGAAUAACCUUUAGUAUUGGUGUAUGUAGAUGGCAUAAAAAAAAAGAUAUUUUCUUGAAAAAAUAA